ACGGAAGGUUUUUAAAAAAAGUGGAAUGUCUCUUCCAUAGUCUAUGGCAGUCUCCCAAACCCUAGAUAGACCUCUAUAACUAGAUCUGUUAAUGGGCUUUUUAUCAAAAAUUGAUGUUCUUAAUAGUUCACAAGUUCAUAAUAAUUCAUCAUGAAUACUGCUGUGGCUACCAAACAGUUCUAUUGGAUUGAUGCCCACUUUAGUGGCUUACGUUCUCAGACCAAUAUAUAUGGAUUAGCUAAAAUGGCAUCUGAAGAUGGCAUCACCAAAUUGCUUGCUGUUUCUAUUGACGGACACUUUGUCACUGUGGAAUAUCAGAAAUCUUUUGACAACAGAUUGAUUCCAGUGACAAAAGAGGAUGUCUUUUUUGACAUCAGCUCUUUUCCUGAAACAGGUGAAAUAGAAAUAGUAUCUGUUGAUGUCAUUUGUAGCAAUGUAAUCAACAACAGGGUUAUUUUGGCUUACUCUUACUUAAAGAUAGAAACAUCCUAUGAAGAAAAAUCUCCAAAUGCUUACAUGAAUAUUUAUUUCUUACCUGCAAGAGAGUCAACAAGAGAAAUGUACUCUAACUUUAUGGAUGCCAUUAAUCAAUCUUCCAGGCAACACUUGAGUCUUGAUUUUAUUCCUUUCAAGCUAACACAUCAUUUAAUCUAUGAGAAAGAUGGUGAAACAAAAAUGUGCCUUAUUAUUGGUGGUAAUGACCAUAAAAUACAUGUUUUCAUGCAGUCUACUGAAACUUUAUGUUUCUGUGAAGAGAAGGAAGCUGCUGAAAAAUAUUUCCCAGAAUUUCAAAAAAUUGAUGGAUGUGUAACCCAGAUUGAAUUCUGCAUGGUUGAUGCGACACACAGGUUGUCUGUUUUAGGUAAUCAGAAUGGCUUGGUGACUCUAACCAUUGUCAACAUGUUAACUAAAGAGAUUAAAAACAUUUGGCACUUUGAAAUGGACAGUCUCAUAACUAGUUUACUUUUAUUUAACCAGCAUACUAAAGAAAGAUGUCCAGAUUUUUUAGACACACAAGAAGAAGAUGAAAAGCCUGUGGAAAAAGAAAUAGAGCCUGAACCACUCAAUCUUUUGAUAACAUCAGCUAUUGACUUGGCUAUUGUUUUCUGUGAUGUUGUCAACUUAGGUUUGACAAACAGCUACCUUCUGCCACUUAGUAAUACUCAAGAUGCUGUUUUGUGUUCCUGUGUUGCUGACAUAGAUUUUGAUGGUGAGAAUGAAAUAUUGAUAGGAACUUAUGGCCAGGUUGUACUGGCCUAUAAAUUUAUGCAAGAAAAGCCAGUGACGCUAAUGACAUCUACACCCUAUCAUUCCCCUUUUCCAGUUCCUGUUAGUGACAAGUUUCACUCAAGUGAGGGUGAUGAGAAUAUCAAUUAUGACCAGGAGAAAUUUGAUUCAAGACGGCGACACAAGUCUAUGGCAGCAGUUUUUGAUAACAUUGAUGGUAGCAGAUUUGAUGAUUGGAACAGAGCUGAGGACACUAGUAACUUGGACAGAAGUCUAAAGGACGCUCAGAUAGCUCGCUUAGUUAGAUCUCAAGAAAAUCUGGCCACUUCAAAGUCAGUCAAUUUGAACACUCCAGAACAGCUUAGUCUUACAAACACUACUGCAUGUGACAUGAAUGAAUAUUACCCUGGCUACAGGUUGAUAUGGACCAAAUGUUUCUCGGAUCCAGUAAUGAGUUUGGCAGUUGCUGAUGUUAUGCGUGAUGGCAUGUUAGAUCUUGUUGUUUUAACAUUAAAAGGUCUUCAUAUCUUGCAGCCAGACUUAAAUGACGUAGCCACAUUGGUGAUGGACAGAUUAAAACUGCUCUGUGAAUCAGAGAGUGAAGCCGAUGAUGAUUUUCAUCAACUACAGAUGGAACUUUUACAAGAUCAACAAUUGCAAUAAAAUUUGUUUCACUUGUUAUCUACUGGCUAUUCUGCAUUAUUAGAUGUUCAUUUUAUGUUGUUAAUUUUAUGUUUGUGAAUAAACAAAGAAAAUAUG
This is a messenger RNA of Biomphalaria glabrata, 1986 nucleotides long. Its product is annotated as KICSTOR complex protein kaptin-like. Gene Ontology annotation, cellular component: lamellipodium; KICSTOR complex; actin cytoskeleton. Gene Ontology annotation, biological process: cellular response to amino acid starvation; actin filament organization; negative regulation of TORC1 signaling. NCBI's taxonomy places the organism in Eukaryota, Metazoa, Mollusca, Gastropoda, Planorbidae. The transcript has 16 exons. Gene Ontology annotation, molecular function: actin filament binding. Bases 151 to 1890 code for a protein of 579 amino acids. The record is from RefSeq and is a predicted model, not a curated record.